AUUUGGUGCAGUUUUCAUGGAGACCCUGUACACAAUCCAUUCUCAAAGAAGCCUCAUUUAAAGUUCUUUAAAGCAUCAUUCAUCACUGCUUUGCUGAGCCACCGAAUGCGCUGCCUGAGAGAAUUGGUAGCUCCAACUGAUCUCAGUGAAAAUGGCUUUGGGCAAUCUUACAUCGAAGGCUGUGUCACUUUACGAUGAAUGGAUUAAAAAUGCUGAUCCGCGAGUUGAAGGUUACCCACUCAUGGCCUCACCUUUUCCACAGACAAUUAUUAUUGCAGCCUAUAUUUAUUUUGUCACUAAUUUGGGACCGAAGUUCAUGGAGAACAGGAAACCUUUUGAAUUGAGACAACUCAUGGUUGUCUACAACUUUGGUGUAGUGGCUCUUUCAGUUUACCUGACUUACGAAUUUCUCAUGUCUGGCUGGGCCACAGGCUAUUCAUUUCGCUGUGACAUUGUUGAUUACUCUUGGUCACCUAUGGCUUUAAGGAUGGUUCGAGUCUGCUGGCUAUAUUACUUCUCUAAAUUCAUCGAAUUGCUAGACACGGUUUUCUUUGUCCUGCGAAAGAAAAAUGGACAAGUUACAUUCCUGCAUGUCUUCCAUCACUCAAUCAUGCCUUGGACCUGGUGGUUUGGAGUCAAAUUUGCUGCAGGUGGCUUAGGAACAUUCCAUGGUAUGAUAAAUGCUAUUGUGCAUGUCAUAAUGUAUACCUACUACGCCCUCAGUUCACUGGGACCAUCAUUUCAUAAGUACUUGUGGUGGAAAAAACAUAUGACAUCUAUACAACUUAUCCAGUUCAUUAUGGUUACCUUCCAUAUAGGACAAAUCUACUACAUGGAUAACUGCCCAUAUCAAUAUCCCAUCUUUAUGUUCAUCAUUGGGUUAUAUGGACUGGUGUUUUUAAUCCUGUUUCUACACUUCUGGUACCAUGCUUACACUAAAGGCAAGAGGCCCCCAAAGUGUAUAAAAAAUGGUAUUGGCAAAAACAAAGCUGAAUGAAGUGCUCUGCCACAAACUGAGUUUUUUUUGACUUGUACUACUUGACAAUCAAGAUGUUUAGGUGCUCAGUACCCUGUAUGUUUUGUACAUGUUUUUCCGAAACAACAAAAAAAAGCCUUGUAUUUUUAUUAUAAAUUAUUUGGGAUUUAAUGUUGAUGUGGGAGGGAGGGAAAGCCUACUGAUUUGAAAACACUGGCCUGUCAUUUUAGCAACUUUGCACAUAUGAGAAAUAAGAAUUAAAGAAAUGAAAUGAAUGAAACAAACAAUGGAUGUUCAUUGGAAAACCUGGCAUUUGUAUAUAUUAUAGAAAUGAAGUGUGUCUGACAAGUAUAUGGUAAUACUUUGAGCACUGAUAAGAUACAUUGGUUUUAACUGGCCUCUCAUGUUGCUAAGACUGUAUAGGCUGUUUUUAAUUGAAAUGGGAUAAAAUUUAAUGAACACUUACGGACCAUAAAUAUCACUGUUAAUACAUUGUCUGUAAUUAAUGUAUUUUGUACAAACUGUACCAUAUUAAAGUCCAAGAUUCUUAAG
Molecule: messenger RNA, 1528 nt
Organism: Gekko japonicus
Lineage: Eukaryota; Metazoa; Chordata; Lepidosauria; Squamata; Gekkonidae
Gene: ELOVL7
Product: ELOVL fatty acid elongase 7
Exons: 8
Coding region: 152-997 (281 amino acids)
Biological process (GO): fatty acid elongation, polyunsaturated fatty acid; fatty acid elongation, saturated fatty acid; fatty acid elongation, monounsaturated fatty acid
Cellular component (GO): endoplasmic reticulum membrane; endoplasmic reticulum
Molecular function (GO): fatty acid elongase activity
Source: RefSeq, a predicted model, not a curated record